Molecule: messenger RNA, 1083 nt
Organism: Xylona heveae TC161
Lineage: Eukaryota; Fungi; Ascomycota; Xylonomycetes; Xylonales; Xylonaceae
Product: DUF1183-domain-containing protein
Exons: 2
Coding region: 1-1083 (360 amino acids)
Biological process (GO): regulation of store-operated calcium entry
Cellular component (GO): endoplasmic reticulum membrane
Source: RefSeq, a predicted model, not a curated record
AUGCAUCUUCUCGAUUUUCUGUACCCCGCCCUGCUGACCGUGUCGGCGGUUGCGCCCACGGUCGAGGCCACACGCAAACCCAACCUCCAAAGCGUGAGGUUGACAGAUAUCAAAUCCCUCACACUGCGUAAGGAUCGCAUGACUGCGCAUCGACGCGUUGCUGCUAUUCCUCAGUUGAACUGCAUCGGUGGCGACGCACAAGGCCUAUACGACAUUGACAUACUGCGGUGCAUCAACGCCGGCACAUCCUACGACAACGACGACGUCGAAUGGACAUGCACCGCUUCUCUACCCGAUGAAUUCAAGCUCGGCUCCACCGACGUGAUUUGCGAAGGAUACCAUUCUCCGGACGACCCGUUCAUUCUCAAGGGCAGCUGCGGUGUCGAAUACCGUCUCCUUCUCACCGACAAGGGUGAGGAAAAAUACGGACAUGGCCGUGGUGACAACGACGGUCGUCACGGCAGGCGAGACAAGGGAUCGAAAUGGCCCGCGAUUGGUUUCUGGGCAAUUUUCCUCACCGUGUUCGGAUGGAUCGUAUAUAACGCAUAUAUCCGCAGACCCAGCGGCCCACAAGGCGGCGCAGCACCUGGUGGCGGACCUGGAUAUCCAUGGGGCGGUGGUGGUGGCGGCGGCGGCGGCGGGCCCGGAGACGACAAUGACGAUCCCCCUCCGCCAUACGAUUACCCUGGAGGCGGGCCCCGGAAGGCAGGCCAGGCUCCCAAUUCAGCUUCCGCUCCCCGCGGAGCGGGACCAGGAUCCCAACAGGGAGGAUGGCAAGGCUGGAGACCAGGCUUCUGGACAGGCGCUCUCGGCGGCGCCGCGGCGGGAUACUUUGCAGGCAACCGCGGCCGGAAUAACGGUAAUGGCAGCACAUAUGGAUUCCACCGCUACGGAACCGGCGGAAACGCAUGGCACGGCACCACCACGUGGUGGAAUAACGGCCGCCAUGAUGAUCCUUGGGAAGGAAGUGCCGGACCACCCGGUGGCCGCUCCGGGUUCGGGUCCGGGUCGGGAUCUGGUCCUUCGUCGUUUUCGUCGACGAGGCACGAGAGUACGGGAUUCGGAUCGACUAGUCGGCGUUGA